AUGGCCAAGAAAAAAGUGAUUGCACUUGUGUCAGCAGACUGCUCGGGCUGCGAUGAGACGCCCCUGGGUGUGGCGGCGGUUGAGGGCCAGCUGGAAGGUGUGAAGUUGCUGCUGAAGAAGAAUGCCACAGUCCUUGCUCGGGACAGCUCGCGGAAAACCCCUCUCUGCCGAGCGGCGGAGACAUGUCAACGUGACGUAGUGAAACUCUUGGCGAGUUUGGGCGACGUGAACCAGCUGAUGCCGGAACCGAAUGGCCCGUGCCUGACCCACCGUUGA
This is a messenger RNA of Symbiodinium pilosum, 276 nucleotides long. NCBI's taxonomy places the organism in Eukaryota, Dinophyceae, Suessiales, Symbiodiniaceae. The record is from the annotation of a GenBank genome assembly.